UUGAAUUAAGUCAACCAAAUGAAACUUGAAUAUUUAUUUGCGCGCGUGUUCGGCGAAACCGGAGUUAAUUUUUGUAAUUUAGUGAUUGGAGGAAAAACAUCGACGGUUAAAGGUUCAGUGCUUGGAUUUUUAGAAAAAUUUCAUAAGUGUAGCCAGAUUUUUCUCGGCCAUCUGCGGGGUAGCUGACCACGAGACAUGACUUCCGCACAUGGAGAUAGUGAAGGAAACGAACACAACACUCGAAGCCCAAAUUUUGCUCUAGGCGCCACAGAAAAAAGUGGUUUUGACGGUGGCUAUUCGUGGGUAGUAUGCAUUGCAGGAUUUUUUAUCCAAUUAAUCGUUUGUGCUCAGGGGAACCUUUCUGGAUUGAUAUUUAUGGCACUGUUGGAUGAAUACAACAACACUAGCCGGGGUCAAACUGCCGGGGUAACCGCUCUCGCAAUGGGCGUAUCAGAUGGAUUUGGAAUGAUUCCCGCCAUCCUUUGUAACCGGUUUGGAUUUGCUAACAUUAUCAUGCUUGGUGGAGUGACAUGCGCAGUUGGAUUGUUUACCUCUUCGUUUGCGCCGAACAUCUUCGUACUUUAUUUGACUUACGGCUUAGUCUGGGGAUUUGGCUCGUGUCUUUCUUACCUUAGUGCUUUGUUUCUACUUCCACACUUUUUUCACGCGCGAAUUGGCUUAGCCAAUGGGAUCGUAUUUUUUGGAGCACCAGUUGGUACUUUAGCUCUGACUCCAUUUGUUGCUUAUCUGCUGCCCAGUGUUGGGUUGGCCAGAACGUUUCAAAUAUUAGCUGGGUUGCAGCUUGUAGUUGUGUUUUGUGGAUUAAUGAUCAGACUUGCUCCUCCUCCUUCUAAAUCAGACCAACUACGCAUUAAAAAUAACGGGAAAGGUGGGUUUGAUUGGACAAUAUUCACUAACAAAGGUUACAUGACUUUUGUGGGAGCCUUAUGCCUCUUUAUGCCUGUCUACUUGGUACCAUACGUGCAUUUGGUUAGACUUGCUUUAGACUCUGGCGUCGAAUCUUUUAAAGCAGCUCUUCUAAUAAAUUUUGCAGCGUUUGGAUCAGUGACAGUGCGGCCCUUUUUCGGAAAGCUAAUGGACAUGCGCCGUGUAAACUGUUUGACUGCACUGCAAAUUACCCUUCUACUUAUAAGUGUUUCCACAACACUCGUUCCCAUAGCGACUAAUUAUGAAUGGUACGCAACUUAUGCAUUUCUUUAUGGAUUUCUGGAAGGAUGUUUUGUGAUUUCAUUACCGUUAAUCGUGCAAGACCUGGUAGAAGAGAGCAAUCAAGCCUUCGCUCUUGGAACGCUGUUCUGCUUUCGCUCCAUUCCAAUGACCGCGGGUCCAUCGAUCGCGGGCUGGAUAUAUGACGUAACCCUUAGUUAUGACGUAGCAUUCUUCAGCGCAGGUGUGGUCACCAUACUCUCCACAUGUUCGAUGUUCUUGGUUCCACUAUUAAAAAAUAAGUCGUAUUCUAAGCAAAGAGAAAUUGUUCAACUAAUAAGAAACUCUGAGCCUUGUCACGAGGAAAACAUUGUGGCAAAGGAAACUUGUUUAUGAAGAAACUGUAGGGAAGACGUACAUUUAGCAUAUGAGGAGUAAGGAAAGGGGUGAUAUAAACAUGUGUCGGUCAUCUCCGACCCUUAAACACAAACUUGUUGUGUAGUCAAGUGCAAACGUUUCUUGUGAAAAUGAGUUUUGUUAGUAUCGUAUUGAUCAAAUAUUUUCAUAUCA
Molecule: messenger RNA, 1737 nt
Organism: Stylophora pistillata
Lineage: Eukaryota; Metazoa; Cnidaria; Anthozoa; Scleractinia; Pocilloporidae
Product: monocarboxylate transporter 10
Biological process (GO): transmembrane transport
Molecular function (GO): transmembrane transporter activity
Source: RefSeq, a predicted model, not a curated record